AUGUUUCAAGGUAAACUAAUAAAUAAUUUUAUUUAUUAUUUUCUAUUUAUUCUUAUUAUAAUAAUACAUAAAAUAUCAACAAAAAGUAUAACAUUCAGUUAUCGUACAUGUUUACCUAAUAUUAAUUUAAUUAAUAUUGAACAUUAUUAUUUAUCAAAUAGUCAAUUAUUUCAAUUAUUUACAAAAGAUUUUCGUUUACAUAUUAUAUAUAUAUAUAAUAAUGAACAAAUUGAAUAUCAAUUUGGAAAUUUUAAUUUAUUAUUACCUUAUUCAGCUAGUUUUGAUUAUCAAUUUCAAACAGCUAUUGAUUAUUAUCAUGAAAUUGAUACAUGGCAUUAUGUUAAUAUAACAUUUAAUGAUUAUUUAUCGAAAGUAUUUAUAUCAUUUAAUGGUGAUGAAACACGUUUAAUACCAUUAAUUGAUUAUCCAAAUAAAAAUUUAACAACAACUAAAUUAAAUGUUAAUGUAAUUGUUAAUGAACAACAAACAAAUGUAACAUGUUUAUUACCUCAUUCAGGUUUUCAUACAAAAUUUAAAAAUUGUUUAAUUAAUAUUAAAACUUGUGAACAUCGAACAUGUACAUCAACGAAUAAUGCAGAACAGUAUUGUCCAUUAUUUAAAAUAUUUGAUUGUCGACCAUUUACUGAUUUGGAAUGUGGAUUAAAAACAAUACCUGUUCGUUGUUUACAGAAUCAUUGUCAAAAUCGAGGUAUAUGUUAUGUUGAUUUAUUAAGAAAUGUUACACAAUGUGUUUGUCCAUCUGGCUUUGCUGGUGAUCAAUGUCAAUAUUCAAUUGAUGAAUGUCAAUCAAGUCCAUGUCCAAAACAUAGUCGUUGUAUUGAUUUACCAAAUAGUUACACAUGUGUUUGUGAUCUAGGAUGGACUGGUGUUGAUUGUUCAGAUGAUAUUGAUGAAUGUAAAACAAUACAACCAUGUAAAGCUGCACGAGCUUGUAUUAAUCUACCAGGAACAUAUAAAUGUGAUUGUUUUGAUAGUUUUGGUGGACAAAAUUGUGAAAUGACACUUGAUCCAUGUUUAUCUGAACCAUGUUUAAAUGAUGCUAUAAAAUGUCAUCCAAUUCUUGAAAGUGAUAAUGUUGUUUUUCGUUGUACAUGUCGACCAGGUUUUACAGGUCAUCGAUGUGAAACAAAUAUAAAUGAUUGUGAAGGUAUUAUUUGUUCAAAAAAUAAUACACAUUGUGUUGAUGGAUUAAAUUCAUUUGAUUGUCAAUGUAAAUCAAAUUUUAUACGAAAUGCAGAUGGUUUAUGUGUUGAACAAAAUCCUUGUAAUUCAUCACCAUGUCAUUCGAAUGCAACUUGUUAUAAUUUAAAAGGUGGUCAAUAUCGUUGUAUGUGUCCACCAACAUAUACAGGUAUACGAUGUGAUGAAGAUAUUGAUGAAUGUGCUAUUUUUCCAUCCAUAUGUCGAAAUGGAGGAACAUGUGUAAAUGAAAUUGGUUCAUAUCGAUGUUAUUGUGCAUCAGGCUGGAUUGGUUCAACAUGUGUAAAAGCUAUUGAUUAUUGUCUUUCACAACCAUGUAAUCAAAAUGGUACAUGUAUUAAUGAUAUAAAUGGAUUUCAAUGUCGUUGUUUAUCAACAUAUACAGGUAAUGUCUGUCAAUAUGAUAUUGAUGAAUGUAUUUCAAAUCCAUGUAUGAAUAAUGCAACAUGUUUUAAUUAUCAUGGUGGUUUUUAUUGUCAAUGUUCUAGAGGAUAUUUUGGUAAACUUUGUGAGAAUUCUCCAUUGGAAUGUCAACGUUUACAACAAGCAAAUUUAUCAAUAAAAUGUAUUGAUCCUAAUUUAUGUAUUGCUAAUGAUACAGAAAAAUUAAAACAAAUCAAUCAAUUAUCAACAUAUUUAUGUAAAACAGAACAAGAUCAAAUACUUGAUACAUAUUUUACAUGUAUUAAUGAACAAAAAUUUGAUCAAUGUCAUUGCCCUUCAAAUUUAAUUUCUUGUAUUAAUAAUUCUAUUGAAUCAAAAUCAAUUUGUAAUUGUCAAAAUGGUGGUACAUGUGUUUGGAUAAAUUCAACAAAUUAUCGUUGUUAUUGUUCACCUGGUUUAACAGGUGAUAAUUGUCUUAAUGAAAUAAAUUAUUGUUCAAGUCAACCUUGUUAUAAUAAUGGUACAUGUUUAUCACAAUUAAAUAAAUUUACAUGUCUAUGUUCAACAAAUUCAAAAGGUAUUUAUUGUCAAGAAUUAAUUGAUCCAUGUGAAAGUAAUCCUUGUUUAAAUCAUGGUCAAUGUCAACGUGAAUAUCAUACAUAUAAAUGUAAUUGUUUAUUAAAUUAUAAAGGUAAUCAUUGUGAAAUAUAUCAAACACCAUGUUUAUCAAAACCAUGUCAAAAUAAUGGAAAAUGUUAUGAUUAUAAUAAUAAUAAUACAUUUGAAUGUCAAUGUCCAUUUAGUUAUUAUGGUAAAUAUUGUGAACAAAAAAAUGAUUUAUGUAAAAUACAAAUAAAUAAAAAUUUUUGUUUAAAUGGUGGUUUAUGUCAAAUAAAUAAUCAUACAAUAAAAUGUUUAUGUUUACCUGGUUUUACAGGUCUUUUUUGUGAAAUAAAUAUUGAUGAAUGUUAUAUUAAACCAUGUUCACCACAUGGUGAAUGUCUUGAUUUAAUAAAUGGUUAUCAAUGUCAAUGUAAAACUGGUUGGUAUGGUUAUAAUUGUGAUCGUCAACAAAAAGAUUUAAAUAAAUCAUUAAUUAUCCGUUCAAGUAUAUCAACAAUAUUUCAUUUAUAUCAAACAUAUAUAAAUAUAUCAAAAAUUUUACCAUAUCAUUAUACAUUAAUACCAAUACGUAUACAAUAUGAAUUUUUAACAACAUUAAAUCAUAUAUCAUUAUUAUCAAUAGGAAAACGUUUUCAACAAGAAUUAUAUCAUAAUAGAAUAAUAACGAAUUUAGAUAAUAAAAUAAUGUUAUCAACAUUUAUUGAUAAUCGUGAACAAUGGACAAUGAUUAUUAUUGAUAUAUAUCAUUUAUGGAUUGAUGUACGUAUUGGAAAAAAUUCUAUGUCACAAAGAUUUUAUAUAACAUCACCUUCACUUGAAUAUGAACUUCAAAAUGAAAUUAUAUUUGGAUAUAAAAAUUAUUCGGGUUGUAUUCGUCAAAUUGAAAUUACAUAUAAUCAAGUAUAUUCUAUUGUAUUAACAGAUCAAUUAGUUGAAUUAAAUAAAAAUAUAAAACUUGGUUGUGAAAGAACAAAUGCUUGUGAAAAUGCUAUCUGUCGAAAAAAUGAAUUAUGUCAUGAUCAUUGGUUUUAUUAUACAUGUCAAUGUCAAUCACCAUUUUUCGGUGAACAAUGUGAUCAAAUUGCUCCUAUUAUAAUAUUUAAUCAAUCGAGUUUAAUUGAUAUUUCAUUUUCACCAUCAAUUUCAAAUAUAUCAUUUUUUUUUAAUACACUUCAAUCAAAUGGAACAUUAUUUCAACUUAUAUCAUUUUCAAAACAAAAUCGUUUUACUCGUGAAUUAAUUUUACAAAAUCGAACAUUAUCAAAAAUUCUUGGUACAUUAGUUAAUGGUCAUUUUUAUUUAAUUAUUAUUGAUAAUGAAAUUCAACAACAAGAAUAUGAAUUACGUAAUGAACAAAUAUUAAAUGAUGGUCGUCCACAUCAAAUUCAACUUGAUUUAAAUAAUAAUCGUUUAAUUAUUGAUAGAAUUUAUAAUGAAUCAUUAAUAAGAAUACAUAAUAAUAAAAUUAUACCAAAUAAACUUCAAUUUUUUCCUUAUGGUUCUUUAAAUGGUUGGUUACAAGAUCUAAGAAUAAAUAAUCAAUUAAUUUCACUUAUUAAUACAACAAAAUUAAAAAAAAAAUUAAAUAUUACAAUUUUAAAUAUGAAACAAUUAGAAAAUAAUCCUUGUUAUCCAAAUAAUCCAUGUCAAAAUCAAGCAAAUUGUCUUGUAACAAAUUCAUAUGAUUAUUUAUGUCAAUGUGAAUCAAAUUGGUUUGGCCAAAAUUGUUCACAAAUAAAUCUAUGUAAUUAUAAUAACAGUAGUCUUUGUCCAAAUGGAUUCAUAUGUAAAACAAUUGAUAAUAAUAAUCAAGAAUGUUUAGCAAUUGGAACAUUUGAAGGAAAUUCAAGUAAUUUAAUUGGUAUAUUUAAUUAUAGUUCAAUAUUAUCAAAUGAAAUAUCAUUACGUUUACGUGCUCAUUUACAAACAGCACAUAUAUUAACAAUAAAAAAUUUAUUAAAUUUAAAUUAUUUUUCAUUAUAUUUAACGAAUAAUAAUUUAAUUUAUCGUGAUUCAAUAUUAAAUGAUGAUCUAUUAAUUGAAUUAAAUAAUCAAACAUUUGAACAAUGGACAACAUUUCAUUUACAAUGGUCUAAUAAUUUAACAUUAAUUUUUAAUCAUUUAUAUACAUAUUCAAUUAAUUUAACAUUUGAUGAUAUAUUUAUAUUAAAUAAUCAAAUUGAAAUUAUUCUAGGUAAUGGUUUUCGUGGUUGUUUAGAAUAUGUUUUAAUAGGUGAAAAUCUUUAUAUACCAUUUUAUAAUGAUACAUUAUUUGAAAAUGAUACACGUAUUAAUAAAAUUUCUAUAGAACAAAUAAAUAAUAUACAAAUAAAUAAUUGUACAUUUAAUAAUAUAUGUAAAAAUUUAAAUUGUUAUCAUGGACAAUGUAUACAUGAUUUUGAUCGAGGAAAAUGUUUAUGUAAUUAUGGUUGGGAAGGUGAUUAUUGUAAUAAAAAUAUUGAUGAAUGUCAACAAGGAAAUAAUUGUUCAAAAGAACAUAGUAUUUGUCAAGAUCAUAUUGAUGGUUAUUAUACAUGUAAAUGUGAUCAAGGUUUUACUGGAAAAUAUUGUGAAACAAAUAUUGAUGAAUGUUCAUCAUCUCCAUGUGCUCAUAAUGGUACAUGUAUAGAUUUAAUUAAUGGUUAUCAUUGUAAUUGUACUAAUAAUUAUAUAAGUUCACAUUGUUCAAUAUCACUUAAUGAAACAUGUUUUGGUCAUUUAAAAUCUUGUCAAAAUAAUGGUACAUGUAUAUUAAAAAGUUUAAAUCUUUAUGUUGAUAAACCUAAAACAGAAUGUGAAUGUCGUGAUGGUUAUAGUGGUCAAUGGUGUGAAAAUGAUUUAUGUCAAAAAUUAAAUUGUCAACAUAAUGGUACUUGUCAAAGAUUACCUUCUAAACAAGCAACAUGUUUAUGUACACAACAAUGGUAUGGAAAUAAAUGUCAAUAUGAUGUAAAUGAAUGUAUUAUAAAUAAAACAAAUAUAUGUUUAAAUAAUGGUACAUGUUUUAAUUAUCCUGGUAGUUAUAAAUGUCAAUGUCAAGAAAAUUAUCUUGGAAUACAUUGUGAAAGAAAACAUAUUUGUUUAGAAAAUACACCAUGUUUUAAUAAUGGAUUAUGUCGACCUGAUGGUGAACAUUAUUAUUGUGAAUGUUUAACAAAUUUUACAGGUUCACAUUGUGAAUUUCCAACAUGUGAAUCGAUACCAUGUCAAAAUAAGGGUACAUGUAUACCAGAUAAUGAACGAGGAUUUUUAUGUAAUUGUACAGGAACAGGUUAUGAAGAUGAAACAUGUAGAACAGAAAUCAAUGAAUGUCUUAGUAAUCCAUGUCAAAAUAAUGCAAGUUGUAUUGAUCAAAUUGAUGGAUAUAUUUGUGCAUGUACAAAAAAUUUUAUUGGACUUCAAUGUGAACAUAAAAAAUUUUUUGCUUCAUUGGGAUUUUCUUAUCAUUAUGUUAUAUGGCCUGGUGUAGCUAUAUUAUUAUUAUUAGUAAUUAUUCUAUUAACUGUUAUUAUUAGUCGUAUACGUGAAAGUCGACGAUCACGAGGUACAUAUCGACCAGCAUUAAAUGAAAAUGGUCAAAGUUCACGUGUAGAAUUUAGUAUGAUCUUAAAACCGCCACCUGAAGAACGAUUAAUAUAA
This is a messenger RNA of Rotaria sordida, 5868 nucleotides long. NCBI's taxonomy places the organism in Eukaryota, Metazoa, Rotifera, Eurotatoria, Philodinida, Philodinidae. The record is from the annotation of a GenBank genome assembly.